Meloidogyne enterolobii is the source of this 2824-nucleotide messenger RNA. NCBI's taxonomy places the organism in Eukaryota, Metazoa, Nematoda, Chromadorea, Rhabditida, Meloidogynidae. The record is from the annotation of a GenBank genome assembly.
AAAAAUGAUUGGUGGCAGUGAUUUAAUUACUUCUCCUUCUUCAUAUAUUGAAAAACAUAAACUAACUGGUUCUGAUGAUGUUCUUCAAUUUGCGGUGGGCACCAAUGUAAUUUUACAAAUAGAGCAACCCCAACAAGACAAUAAUUUGCGUUUGCGGGACUCUGUCCGUGCAUCUUCCCAAAUUUUGACAGAAUACAAAUGGGAAAGUAAAACAAAUUAUGCUGGAAGAAUUCUUAGUUGUAAUGAUAAAUUGAUUGCUUAUCGCCUUUUCAAUGAAACUACGGGGGAAGCUGUUCGAGUACUUGAAAGAGAUCAACGUUUUCGUCAUUUAAUCAAAGAUUUUCAACAUCCAACGGUUGAUUUGCAGUGGGCAACACAUGCCCCUCUUUUGGCUGUUUUGGAUGCUAAUACAAAUAUUUACAUUUAUAUGGUGGAUAAUAAUGGACAGAAAUUAAGCAAAUACUUGAUUAUCAUAAAAGAAGGUGAUCACACAAAUAAAGGGCCUGCUCGUCUUGUUUGGUGUCCUUAUAUAUCUGAUGAUGGAAGCGAAAAUGGAGAACAUGAAGAAAUUCAUUUACUUGGAGUUGUACAGGGUCAACAAAUAACUUUAUUCAUGUUAAACAAAAUUAGAGAAGAAAUUGGCCGUACUGAAGUUACUUAUGAACGAAUUAGAGAACUUAAAGGUGUAAUGACGAGUGUCCAAAUUGAAUCAGAAAUCACAGCCUGUAAAAUCAGUCCAGAUGCAACAGCUUUAGUAGUAACCGGUUCAGAUGGCGAAUUGGCAUUUUUUGUAAUUGAACAAUUUGAUGAUGAUAUACAAAUAGCGAGUAAUUGUCGUCCACUUGCUAACAAUCCAAUCGAAGAAUUAAUUUUUUUGGAUUCUUUGUGGAAAACUGUUGUUCUUUCAUCUGAUAAUGGGAGGCGUUUAGCUAUUUUUGAUUGUGAUAAUUGGCAGUGUAUGGCGAAAUUAAGAUUUGAAUCGCCGAAUCAAGUAACGAGAAUGGAACUUUUGGCAGAACCGAAUAUGCAUUUUCUUUUUGUUGCUGACUAUGAUCUUUCUAAUCUUUUCUGCAUCGAACUUACCCAGCCUAUGCCGCAGCCUUCUGGAAAAAUUGGUCCGCUCUCUUUUGCAGCUUGCACUCAAAUUAGUUUUUGCAAUCCGCUCAUUUGUAUUGUGCCAUGUUCUUUGACUGAUCAUUCUGCUGAUUUAUCUCUAGAAGAUGAAGAUCAAUUAGUAUUUGGGGGAGAUAAUAAUUCUGGAACAACACCUUCUACAAUAGCUACUUUAAUUGCUAUUACACAACGUUCUCUUUUAGAAAUUAAUGUUGAAUUGGACCGUGUAUUUAAUGUAAAUCCUUCUGUUGCUUCAGCAAUUCCAAUAAGUACUUCACAACAAUCAUCGAGAAGUCAUCACAUUCAUCCUUCUUAUAUUUCUUCUCAAUCGGUUGAAAAUUCUGCACCAGAAAAUUUGCAACAACAACAGACACAACAAUUAUUGGAAGAACUUAUAGAUCCAAACAAUUUGGUUAAAAAUACUCAAUCCUUGUCUUUACACGACACAAAUCGUUCUGCAAGACAAUCAUCUGCUGACAAUAUUGGUGCUUCAAAUAAUAAAAGUUUUGGUUGUAUUGACGACGUUAAUGGAAGUAAUUACUACAGGAGUGAAUGGCAACAACCACCUUUAAAUAUUAACAAAGAAUUUUUUGAAAAGAUGAAUGAAACAAUUGAAAGACGUUUUGGAGAAUUUGGAGAAAAGAUGGACGAGCUUUCACAGCAAUUGACAAAACUACAAGUGGAAAAUGAACAGUUACGGGCAAAUCAAGCAGACAAUUUGUCUAAUGUCUUGGAGAAAAUUUCAAAUGAAUUAAAAUCUCGUGAGGAUCGAAUGCAGUCAUUAGUUAUUAAACAAUAUAACGAGGGAGCUGAACAAAUUGUAAGAAGCACUGAAGCAUUGUUGACAAAUCAUUCGGAAAAUUUACAACGAAAUAUGGAUUAUGCUCAAAGACGUGGUUCUGAACAGAUACAUUUAAGUUUAGAACGAAUUCUGGUCCCACAGGUCGAAUCUGUCUGUACCCAACUAUUUCACCAAUUAAAUGAGUCUUUCCGUUCUGGUCUUCAAGAAUUUAUAGAACAAUUGAAAACUCUAAGUAAACAACAACUAGAACAAAUAAAAGUUGCAGCACAGCAACAACAGCAUUAUCAACAACAACAGCAGCAACAACAAUCAGAACCACAACUUACAUCUUUGGAACGAUUAAAUCGAUUAUUAAAUGCUAACAAAUUGAAGGAAGCUUUUGAAUUGGCUCUAAACCACGACGAUUCUGUCCUUCCUGGAGGCGAUCUACUUCUCCCGAUUGUUUGUAAACGUGUAGAUCCAGAUACUUUCUUCUCCACUUCAUCGAAUAGUGCCGCUGCUGCAGUUUCUCCAUCAUCAGCUAAUACAUCCUCUACAACUUCAAUACCCCCACCUCCACUUCCAAUUGGGGCAAUUUAUCAACUUUUAUUACAAUUGGCAGCUAGAUUGGAGACUGACACAGAUUUAAAAUUUCGUUAUUUGGAGAAUGCUUUGCCUGCAUUAAAUAAUGUUUUGCUUUUUGGACGGCAAUCAACGAGUAGUGCAUCCUCAACUUCGGGAAGAACAACAAUGAAGGAACAAAAAGGAGGAACUAAACAAAAUACACUUGACUUGCGUGGAGUUAUGGAGCGGUUGGGACAAGCACUUUUUGUGUUUGGAGAAAAAGAAGAAAAUCGUGAAUGUAAACGACGUAUCCGACUCCUGAAUCAAUUAAUUACCAAUAUGCUCGCCGUAAAUGCUAGCCAUUAA